Molecule: messenger RNA, 1454 nt
Organism: Thunnus maccoyii (southern bluefin tuna)
Lineage: Eukaryota; Metazoa; Chordata; Actinopteri; Scombriformes; Scombridae
Gene: cd2bp2
Product: CD2 (cytoplasmic tail) binding protein 2
Exons: 7
Coding region: 138-1295 (385 amino acids)
Cellular component (GO): U5 snRNP
Molecular function (GO): protein binding
Source: RefSeq, a predicted model, not a curated record
GUGGCGGUAAUGAGCUAUGAUGUCGUUUCCCUGCCGCCAUAGAAAAGACAGAAGAAGAAGGAAACAAGCGAAGAAGAAACGAUAACGAACGUCGCUUGAACUAUUUUCAGUCCCCCGUCUCGCCUUCUGCAGCAACCAUGCCGAAGAGAAAAGUAACGUUUGAGGACGGUAACGGGGAGCUCGACCUGGAUGACGACGUCCCAAACAAAAAGAGUUGCGAGGCUGUGAGCGGACCAGGCUCCAGGUUCAAGGGCAAACAUUCCCUUGAUAGUGAUGAAGAGGAUGAAGAGGAGAACACAAACAGCAGCAAAUAUGAUAUUUUGGCCAGUGAUGAUGUGGAAGGCCAAGAGGGCGCAACAAUCGACUUUGAUGAGGGAGUUUCUAUUACACCUUUCAACCUCGAUGAAGAGAUGCAGGAAGGACACUUUGACUCAGAGGGGAACUAUUUUGUCAAAAAGGAAGAACAGAUCAGAGACAACUGGCUUGACAACAUCGACUGGGUGAGAAUAAAGGAGCAACCUUUCAAGAAAAAGAAGAAAGGUCUUGGAGCCAAACGGACACGCAGAGCAGGUGAUGAAGAUGAGGCUGAGGAAGAGAAAAAAAGAGAAGAACAGCAGGCGGACAAAGAUGACGAAGAAGAAGAGGAGGAGGAGGAGAUGGAGCCUGCAGAGGACCCUCUGGCAUCCUACACACAGAACCAGCUCACCGAAGCUUUGGUUGAACUGUUGCAACCCGGCGAGACCGUCACUGCGGCGCUUCGUCGGUUAGGAGGCCUCGGAGGACGGAAGAAGGGGAAGCUGAGGGAAGAGAGCGAACCCACAGAGGAGAUGAAGAGGGAUACAGAAAAGCUUGACAGGCUCACAGCACUAGCUGACAGACUGGUUGCAUCUGGGAUGUUUGGGAUCUAUCAGCAAACAUAUGAAAAGUUGGCCUAUUUACUGAAGAGCAGGAGCAGCAAGAAGCCUGCAGGGGGGAAGAAAGCCAGUGGUGGCGACGGUGAUGAUGAAGAACAAGAUGAACUUGAUAUGUUUGGAGAUGAAUUUGAUGAGAAGCAUGGUGACAAAUCGCAGGAUAACGAGGACGACGACGACCAAAGAGUGAGCGAGGAAGUGAUGUGGGAGUACAAAUGGGAGAAUGAAGAUAAAUCAGAAGUCUACGGCCCCUUCACCAGUCAGCAGAUGCAGGAUUGGGUGGAUGAAGGCUAUUUCAGCAGCGGUGUUUACUGCAGGAGGUUAGACCAGGAGGGAUCUCAGUUCUACAGCUCAAAGAGACUAGACUUUGAGCUCUACACAUGAUUGACGUCCAGCAUCUGCUGAAUCAUGACCAUCAUGAUCAAUUCUCAGCAUUCAUUCAGUCCCCCCGUCUUCAUCUUUCCUGUCAAAUGUAUCAUUUUAACAGGGGUGUCGUUUUAUGUACAUUGUUUUUAAAUAAAUAAGUCACGUAUGUGGUGUUGA